This is a messenger RNA of Botrytis sinoallii, 1813 nucleotides long. RefSeq lists its product as uncharacterized. Gene Ontology annotation, cellular component: clathrin adaptor complex; cytoplasmic vesicle. The record is from RefSeq and is a predicted model, not a curated record. NCBI's taxonomy places the organism in Eukaryota, Fungi, Ascomycota, Leotiomycetes, Helotiales, Sclerotiniaceae. The transcript is spliced from 3 exons. Bases 34 to 1707 code for a protein of 557 amino acids. Gene Ontology annotation, biological process: intracellular protein transport; endocytosis.
CAAAUGUCUUGAUAUUAUUCUUAAAUAGAAAUCAUGAACGGUGCUAUUGAGGCAUUGUAUAUCUAUGAUGAGCACAAUCGACCUCUCCUCCAAAACACUUACACUUCGCGCCCCCUCUCCUCCACACAACUUCUUCCUCUCUACCUCGCUCAUCCAGCUCCAAGACCAAGUCUAAUAUAUCUCCCAAACACAUCUCCGCCCACUCUACUCUUUAAUCUCAUUCACUCAAAUCUAUUAUUUUGUCUCACAUCUUCCUCGGAAAUCGAACCUCUCCUCGCCCUCGAAUUCUUACACCGUGUUAUCGAUGUGUUAGAGGAAUUUGUGGGUGCGCCGCUAUUGGCGCAAAAGAUAGAGAGUAGCUAUGAUGUAGUGGCUCAGUUACUAAAUGAGAUGUGCGAUGCGGGCACGGUGAGCUCGACGGAACCUAAUGCGUUGAGGGAUAUGGUGGAGGUGGAGGGGUGGAUUGGGAAGUUCUUGGGGGGUAUUAAUAUUCCUGGGAAACCUGGCUUUGCAACUCCCUCUAGUUCAGGCAUGUCUGGAUUGUCGUCUACGGGAUCACUCGCAGCGAAUACACCAGCUUUACCAUGGAGAAGAGCAAAUGUACGACAUACUUCGAAUGAAUUAUAUGUGGAUCUGGUUGAAACACUUACUGUUACUCUUGCGCCGUCUGGUCGUCCAUUGGCUGCGUUUGCCAAUGGAACUAUUGCUUUUACGUCAAAAAUCUCUGGAGUACCAGACCUACUCUUGAAUUUAUCCACACCAUCCGGUAGACAAAACGUUAGUAGUGUUAUGGAACUACCAGUAUUCCACCCGUGUGUCAGAUUAGCGAGAUGGAGAGAAAAGCCAGGGGAGUUGAGCUUUGUACCGCCUGAUGGACGAUUUGUUUUAGCUGGAUAUGAAGUUGAUUUACUUCCUUCUACGGGCGGAAAAUCCGGUACUACUAAUGCCUCUCAUCUAAAAUUACCCGUCAAUAUUGAAGUCAAAACUAGUCUUGGUCCUACCGGAUCAGAUUUCGAGGUUCGGUUAUUCAUUGUCAAGGUUUCUGGCCAGGGUAAUUCUUCCAUAUCUUCAGGUUCGAGCUCGAGAAGCAAUAGCAAUGCGGCAGGACAACUAAGCAGGGCUGCAUCACAGUUUAGCGGUGGUCUCGGUGGAAAUUUCGGUGGCAGUACUGGUAACAGCACAUCACCCAUCAUCGAAGAUUUAGUAGUCACAGUGCCACUACCAGCUGAUGUACGGAAUCUUUCGGAGAUCAAAGCAAGUAGAGGCGAUACAACAUAUAACCCAGGUGAAAAGAAUCUGGAAUGGCAUAUACCAGCUAGAGAUGCGGUAGCAGGUGGAGCUACAUUACGAUGUACAGUUGUGGGACCGUUGUCAACCGAGAAAGAAUAUGAUGGAAAUGGUUUUAGACUUGAUGGUGAAUAUGACUACGAUACAGAAACAUAUCAAAGCGCUCCAGAGAAAGCAAAGGUAGAAAAUGCUUCAAACAACGAAGGAAAAGAUGCAAGGAAAGUAGCGCAGAAUAAAAUUCUGAUGCCUAGCUCCGCAGCAGUUAGUUUCUCGGUUAAAGGGUGGCUGGCCAGUGGUAUUAAAGUGGAGAGUUUAACAGUUGACACGAGAAAGAGUAGAGGGAUUGGCGAGGGAGUUAAACCUUACAAGGGGGUUAAGUAUUUGACGGUUAGUAGGGGUGGGAUUGAGGUUAGGUGUUAAGCAUUUUGGUCGCGGGCUAGGUGGAUACAGGCGUCUUGAGGAGUAUGCAUAGGUAUAUUAUAGGCAUGAAGGCAAAGAUACCAUUCAAUUGAAUUGAAUACAACCA